Messenger RNA from Effrenium voratum, 1422 nucleotides. Lineage: Eukaryota; Dinophyceae; Suessiales; Symbiodiniaceae. The record is from the annotation of a GenBank genome assembly.
AUGGGCCGGACACUGCUUCUGAAGAAUGCCGACAUCCUUGUCACGAUGGAUGACGAGCGCCGUGAAAUCGAAAAUGGCGGGCUCUUUGCCGAAGACGGAAUGCUCACACAGGUCGGGCCCACCGAGGAACUGCCGAAGACCGCCGACAAAGUGAUCGACGCGACCGGCCAGAUUGUUCUGCCGGGUUUCGUCAACACUCACCAUCACCUCAACCAGACGCUCACGCGCAAUCUUCCCGCAGCGCAAAACAACAACCUCUUUCCCUGGCUUCAGGCCCAUUACCGGAUCUGGGCGAAGACCCACCCGGAAGCGUCCCGAAACAGCGCUCUCGUCGGUCUUGCAGAACUUGUGCUGUCGGGCUGUACCACUGUUUUCGACCAUUCCUAUCUCUUUCAGAGUGGCAACAAGGUGGACUAUCAGAUCGAAGCGGCCCGGGAUCUCGGUGUCCGUUUCCAUGCAAGCCGUGGCUCGAUGUCGCUGGGCGAGAGCAAGGGCGGAUUGCCGCCGGACGACUGUGUUGAGGAAGAAGAUGACAUACUGAGAGACAGCAUCCGGGUGAUAGACCGCUAUCAUGAUGCGUCCCCGGGAUCGAUGACCCGGAUUGUGGUCGCUCCGUGUUCGCCGUUUUCGGUGUCGGAAGACCUUUUGAGGGAAAGUGCACGCCUGGCGCGUGACAAGGGCGUCAUGCUGCACACGCAUCUGUGCGAGACGCUGGAUGAGGAACGCUACACCCUUGAGCGUUUCGGCAAACGUCCCGUGGAGUGGAUGGAAGGUCUUGACUGGACCGGCCCCGAUGUCUGGUUCGCCCAUGCAAUCCAUGUCGACGACGAGGAAAUUCGCCUGUUCGCGGGCACCGGCUGCGGGGCGGCACACUGCCCAUGUUCCAACAUGCGGCUUGCCUCGGGUAUUGCGCCGGUCAAGAAGUAUAUGGCAGCGGGUGUGAAGGUGGGGCUGGGUGUUGACGGCUCUGCCAGCAAUGACGGGUCCAAUAUGCUUGGAGAAGUGCGACAGGCCAUGCUGCUCGCCAGACUGCAGCUGGGACUGAUGCCACCCGAAGGCCCCCGGAAGCAUGCACUGCUGCCGCCUUCACAUCCGUUGCGCGCUGGUGAAUGGAUGACUGCGCGGGAAGCUCUGGAACUUGCCACGAGAGGCGGCGCCGCGGUGCUGGGUCGGGACGAUAUUGGUUCUUUGGAAACAGGCAAGUGUGCUGAUUUCUUCACCCUGGAUCUCAACACGCUUCAAUUUGCAGGCGGACUGCAUGAUCCCGUCGCUGCGGUCGUCUUUUGUUGCCCGCAAGGGGCUUCAACAACCGUCGUCAACGGCAAGGUCGUGGUCGAUGACGGGCAGAUCGUCACAAUGGAGAUGGGCAAGGUCGUCACCGAUCAUAACCGGAUGAGCCUCGAACUUGCCGCGGGACACUAG